AUGUCCAAGUCCUCGGCCUCAUCCGGGCAACCUUCCUUGACCCGUCCUCGUUUUGACCUGCUGACGGGUAGACCCAAUCCUGAGAAGCAUUCCCGGGUGCAAACUCAUCAUGAGGGUAGCGUCUCCGAUACGUCCCUCACCCGAGGUCACCGGCGGCCUGUCUCUCGCCUCCCGCGGCCUUUGGGUCGAAUCUUUAUUCCGCCGCCAGACCUUGGUCUCAGUGAGACAGAUGGCGUGAACAAGAGGGAGACGGGAACCGUCGCAGAUGCGUUCCAGUCGGGAUCCGAUGGGGAGGAGGUGAUUGCUGUUGCUGCCAAGACUGUUCGCACGAUCCAGGCCAGCUCCUCCGAGUCCUCGCCCACGGCGAUUGAGCAGUCGCAAUGGGAGCGUUAUGGUCCUAUCCUGAAGAUCUCCAAGAAUGCGAGCAAAUACCUCGAGGGUCCUGUCAAAGGAGACCAUGCCUCGUCACCGCCGACUCUACUCCGCGGCAGCAUUUCCACUCAAUCCCUGAUCCCACGCAAGCCGGUGCCGAUACAUCCUAGCUCAUCCUCUCACAAGCCAAUCAUUCGAGAGACUGCCUCUUUAGCGACACUCCCGCGCUCUUGGACGGCCAAUGCCUUUCAGCAGGGAGUUGCGGAAGUCAGCUCGAAGUCGAUUCCUUUGAGAGUCCCGGUCACGGCUACUUGGAGCGAGCAAGACCUUCCUGGUCAGAACAAGAUGACUCGUUCUCACACCAACGUGCAUUUGGGAGAGUCGCACCCCAGUUCGGUGGUCAGUUUUCGAUCACAAUUGUUCAAGGAUGGCCGGGCCAAGCUGCGUGAUUUCAGCUUCAAGGGCACAAAGCAUGGGCGUAAGAGCUUCAAAGACUCUGGAAUCAAGAUCUCCAGUCCUCUGGAAGCGACUGCGGCCGCACCCUCGGAAAUUCUAACCGUGGGGGACCGUCCUUUUGAACAGUCCGCGAUGUUAGCGCUGGAGAUCUCCCCAAUUCAGAUCCUGACAGACAUCAGUCCCGCUUCUCCGUCGCCAAAGCAAGUUCUGGAUUCGACAUUGCAGCCCACGAAAUCGGAGAUCGUUGUGCAGAUCGACAUUGCUCCUGCAUUUCCCAAUCUGGAGCCAGUCCCAAAUGAGCUGACACGGUCAGAAAGUUCAGUGGAAGCUGAGACUGCGCCGAGUUCCAUUGCUCAAAUGCCUCCUGCCUGCGAGAGACCCGCGAAUGCCUUGACUCCGUCAAUUGAAAUCUCGGAUGAGGACGAAGACGAGGACGAGGACGAAGACGAGGACGAACUUCCACUGCCUCGAUCCCUGGAAGACCUCACGCAAUGUGUCAACCGACUGGGUAAACGUCUCAUUGAUGAGCCCGACCGUGAGCAGAGAAAGAAGCUCUACGCACACCUCACUCGCCUAUCCUCAGCUCGCACCGACCUCAUGAGUUGCGAGGGAUUCAUCGAUGAGUUGAGGACUCUAAGCUCGACUAUUCGAUCUGAGAUGUCGAUGCGUCGUAUUGGCGCAACCAUUAAUGCUGCCACUUUGUAUCGCGAGGAUAGAAUCCUUCGCAGAAUCGACGCGCCGUCGGAUGAAAUUGUGAGGCAGUGGUAG
Molecule: messenger RNA, 1596 nt
Organism: Penicillium diatomitis
Lineage: Eukaryota; Fungi; Ascomycota; Eurotiomycetes; Eurotiales; Aspergillaceae
Exons: 3
Coding region: 1-1596 (531 amino acids)
Source: RefSeq, a predicted model, not a curated record